Molecule: messenger RNA, 2798 nt
Organism: Megachile rotundata (alfalfa leafcutting bee)
Lineage: Eukaryota; Metazoa; Arthropoda; Insecta; Hymenoptera; Megachilidae
Product: E3 ubiquitin-protein ligase COP1-like
Biological process (GO): protein ubiquitination; proteasome-mediated ubiquitin-dependent protein catabolic process
Molecular function (GO): ubiquitin protein ligase activity; protein binding
Source: RefSeq, a predicted model, not a curated record
CUAGACUGAGAGACGGUAUUGUACGCAUGAUAUGAAGCAAAAACUCACUGCACAGAAGGAGUUGCCAGACACAUACAUAUUUUAUUGUAUAAAAAAUUUUAAAAACCUGUUAUUUAUAAAGUAAUAAUUUCCUUAGACUGAUUAUUAGAUAAGUUAAAAUUAUUGAUGAGGAGUUUGACAAAUUUAAAUGAUAUGAAGUCCAAAAGAUCAUGUUCAAAUUAUUAAAUGUAUUUUAAGAAAUAUUAUUUGGUCAAGUAUCAUAAUGUCAGUUAUCAGUGAUAAUAACCUGGGAAAUGAUAGCACUGCUGGGAGCAGUGGGGGAGUAGAUGAAUGUGGUAGUAAAAUAAGUAAACAUCAUUCGAAAAAUGUUCUUCAUAGGAUUAGUGGUACACUUGAAGAUAAAAAUAAUGAUUUUCUGUGUCCUAUUUGUUUUGAGGUAAUUGAUGAAGCUCAUAUCACACGCUGUGGUCAUACAUUUUGUUACCGUUGUAUAGUAAAAUCUUUGGAAGCUAAUGGGCGUUGUCCAAGCUGUAGCUACACAUUAACGCAACAAGAUAUUUUCCCAAAUUUUUUGUUACAUGAAUUAAUAUCCAAACAUAAAACUAGAAUUAAAGGUCUCACUGAAUUAUCUACAUUGCCAUAUGAUGGAUUGAGAGAUAUUGUAGCUGCUGAAAGUGCUAAUCUUACUUUGCCAGAUGUGAAUAUAAUGUUAGAAGUAUUAACACAAAGGAAACAUUUACUUGAAGCAGAAACAUGUGCAGCGCAAAAUAAACUAUUGCACGAAUUUUUGAAACAUUUACUACAGCAAAAAGAAGAACAAAAGAAACAGUUACAAAAAGAGAUAACAGUGGUUAAAAGCGAUAUGGAAGAAGUUGAAAAUAUUUUAAGGGAUGUUCAAAGUAAAUGUCCUAAAAUAGAAGAUAUAAAGAAAUCAAGCGAAAAUGAUACUGCACAAGUGUCAGCUAUUAGAAAAGAAAUGAUUGGUCUUAUAGAUACUAUAGAUUCAAAUAUGGUAAAACCAAAUGAAAAAGUAGGUGCUACUGGAAAUGAGACAUUUAUUAAUCCUACAGGAAAUCAAAAACAAAUUGAUUAUACAGUUGGAUCAACUUUGGCUAUACGUAGAAAGAGAAUGCAUGCUCAUUUUGAUGAUUUUGUUCAAUGUUAUUUUGAUUCACGUGCUAAGCAGUUGCAUCUUGGACAUAAACCUCAGAACCAAAAUGAAUCAUGGCAUGGUACAAGUUCAGGACUUGACGUUUUUAGAGAAAAUCUUGUUAAAUUUUCAAGAUAUAAUUCAUUACGUCCAUUGGCAACUUUAAAUUAUUCAUCAGAUAUUUUUAAUAAUUCAACAAUUGUUUCAAGCAUAGAAUUUGACAAAGAUAACGAAUUUUUUGCGAUAGCCGGAGUAACAAGACGGAUAAAAGUAUUUGACUAUAGUGCUGUAAUAAGGGAUACAGUAGAUAUUCAUUACCCUUGUGUAGAAAUGGUUUCUAGUUCCAAAAUAUCAUGUGUUUCAUGGAAUUCCUUUCAUAAAGGAAUGCUAGCAUCAUCUGAUUAUGAGGGAACUGUAACAGUAUGGGAUGCUGCUACUGGUCAAAGAACCAAAGCUUUUCAAGAACAUGAGAAAAGAUGUUGGUCUGUUGAUUUUAACGAUGUAGAUACUAGGCUCAUAGCAUCAGGAUCAGAUGAUACUAGAGUUAAGCUAUGGUCUUUGAAUAAUGAUCAUUCCGUUGCUUCUUUAGAAACAAAAGCUAAUGUAUGUUGUGUAAAAUUUAAUCCACGUAGUUCUUGUCACUUAGCAUUUGGAUCUGCAGAUCAUUGUGUCCAUUACUAUGAUUUGCGUAAUAUGAAGGAAGCACUAUGUAUUUUUAAAGGUCAUCGCAAGGCUGUCUCAUAUGUUAAAUUCAUUAAUAAAGAAGAAAUAGUGUCUGCAAGCACUGAUUCACAAUUAAAAAUGUGGAACAUUAACAAUCCACAUUGUUUGCGUUCAUUUGUUGGGCAUGUUAAUGAAAAAAAUUUUGUUGGUCUUGCUACUGAUGGUGAUUAUGUAGUAUGUGGAUCAGAAAAUAAUGCACUAUAUAUAUAUUACAAAGGACUUACAAAGCAAUUAUUCUCUUAUAAAUUUGAUGCUGUUCGAAGUAUAUUAGAAACACAAGAACGAAGAGAAGAGGAUCUGAAUGAAUUUGUGUCUGCAGUUUGUUGGAAACAAAUGUCCAAUGUUGUGGUAGCUGCAAAUUCUCAAGGAAUUAUUAAAAUAUUAGAACUUGUUUGAAGAUAAUUAAAAAUGUAAUGUAACAUUUAGUAAAUUUGAUAUAUGUAUUUUGAAAUUAAUUCAAUUUAAUGCUCAGAUACAAGUAACAACGAGAAGUAAAAAUUCAUUCUAAAUGUUGUAGUGAUUUGUUGUAGGUUAAAUUAAGGAACUGUAUAAUACAUUGAAAUUUAAAUUGUUAGAGACUGACUUGUUUGAGAAAGUAAUACUCUGGGUGUUAACCAGCACAAAUAUUUUUUAUAAUUAUACUUUUGUUAGAUCCAUGGGUACUGUUACUUACAUUACUUUUAGUUAAGUACUUCACAAUUAAGGUAUAAUUUGAUGAUAGCAAUAAAUAAUUUAUAUAAUUGUAUUAGUAUCACGUAUCUGCAUCUGGAAAGAGUCUAAGAUAAAACGCGGCCUUUAACUCUGUAUUAAUUUAGUUAAGUUUAAUGUAUUAUAAAAUUGAUACAUUUACACAGUGACUACCAGUGAUUAGCACAAUUCAUGUAUGAUACAAUAUUCUUGUUAGAUAAAUUUCAUCUUAGUUUUA